GUUUUAGAGCUGGCAACACUGCAUGCCUGUCACUUCAUUAUGUAAAAUCCCUAAAUCCCGCACAAAAAAUGGAUCUUUUGACUAAAAAUAGGAGAAAUUCGUGAAAGCGUGGUAAAAUAACAGUUUCAGUGGUCGGAUUUGUGGCGAUGAGCGACAAAAAAGGGGACAAAUUCAACGAUCACGGCAAAGAUCAAUCUCGAGACAGAUCCAGAUCGCCCCACAGAAGGCCGGAAAAUGUGUCGCUUGAUGCUAAGAAAAGGUUAAAAACCAUGGGAAUUCAAAUGAAAUUGAGUUCACAAAAGCAAACCGCGAAGCCCAAACUGACCAUCGCGGCAGCUUUUAACCAAGAAAGUGACGAGGAGCCCGAGGAAAUGCCGCCAGAAGCCCGAAUGAGGAUGAGAAAUAUCGGACGGGAUACCCCGACGUCCUCGGGCCCCAACUCCUUUGGGAAAACCAAACAAGGAUUCUCAGACUCGAAAAAGCCGUUUGAUAAAAGCCCGGAGAGGGUCGAUAACACAACUAAAUAAUUAGCACAGCUACCUGAAUGCGUUUUGCAAUAAUUUAUUAUUUUUAAUUAAUUUAUGUCUGAAGAAAUAAACAACUCAGUAAGA
Molecule: messenger RNA, 611 nt
Organism: Tribolium madens (black flour beetle)
Lineage: Eukaryota; Metazoa; Arthropoda; Insecta; Coleoptera; Tenebrionidae
Product: PEST proteolytic signal-containing nuclear protein-like
Exons: 3
Coding region: 147-527 (126 amino acids)
Biological process (GO): protein ubiquitination; proteasome-mediated ubiquitin-dependent protein catabolic process
Cellular component (GO): nucleus
Source: RefSeq, a predicted model, not a curated record